CUUUCUUUCGUACCAUCAUCAUCCCCUCUCUAGCUCAAGUUCUCCCUACCUGAGUUCUUCUCGGCGCAGCGAGCGGGAGAGGCUUCUCCCAAUCGCAUACAGCCUCAAUAUCCCAUUUAUCGAUUAUCUCGAACUUCAUCCACCCGCAACCAUGCAGCUUUCCAAUUCUAAUAACCAGGACUCAGCACCAACCGACUCCCAGGAGUCUGCAGGCGAAGCUCCAGAGGAGCCACCGCAUGCCCAUACAGGAAUAGCCCAAGACACCAAUGCCGUCCCAUUACCACCCCCGGAGUCCGGUACCUACGACAAAUCGCCUGGCCACACAUACGGUAGUCUUAAGAAGCUCAUCGAGGACCAACAUCCAUCCCUCGCUCCUACCGCAAUGAAACCCAAUGGCAAAAAUCCUAACCAAUCUCCCUCCGUGGCCUCCUCGAAACUCACAGUCCACAGCAAUGGUUCCACGUCACCCCCAUCCUCACCAGCGUUCUCCGCUUCCGACCAGGACUGGCCUAGUGCCCCGUCGACAAGACCAAACAGUCAAGCCCCAAGUAGAGUCCCAAGCAGAGCCCCAAGCUUGUCCGGCGGUCAAUCAGGAGGCAAAGUACAGCCUUUGACAGCUGCAAAUAAAACAACGACGAAACCCUCAAGCGCUCACGAAGGCGUUGUCCAGCGCAGUGUCUCUUCGUCAUCGGCUGCUACGAAUCUCACAUCUUCGCAAUCCACAGUCCGACCCAAAGCGGCCUCCGUGCACAGCAAUGACGGAGACAAGCACAAGUUCAACUUGAGAGAUUUGUUGGGUGCGAAUUCGGGAAAGCUCGUUAGGAGGUCGUCCCAGCGAUCGACGGGUAGCAGUCGAAAGUCUGACUCAGAGAGCGUCGAUGGUGACUACGACCGGAAGAGUGUAGGAAAAGGUGGGGCCAGAUCUACCGCGGGUGAUAGCACAACGAGCUUGAGUAAGAAAUAUGGUGUGUGUCAGAAGAUAGCUAUUGGGAAGGGUGCAACCAGUGUCGUGAGGCUUGCUCACAAGUGGGAUAGAAGUGAGGAGAAGUUGUAUGCUGUCAAGGAAUUCCGCAAACGUCGGAAAAACGAAACUGAGAAAGACUACAUCAAGAAGCUCACCGCUGAAUUUUGCAUAUCCUCUACUUUACACCACGUCAACAUCGUCGAGACUGUUGACCUCGUUCAAGACGAAAGCCAGCACUGGUGUGAAGUCAUGGAAUUCUGUCCUGGUGGCGAUCUUUAUGCGGCGAUUAAGAAGGGUGGAAUGAGUCCUAGUGAGGUCGAGUGCUGUUUCAAGCAGAUUCUAAGGGGAGUAGAGUAUCUACACAGUCAGGGCGUUGCCCAUCGGGAUCUGAAGCCGGAGAAUCUGUUUUUCGAUACUAAGGGACACUUGAAGAUCGGAGACUACGGAGCAUCGACGGUAUAUAGGCUACCUUGGGAAACGACGAUACACAUGUCGACUGGGCUCUGUGGAAGCGAACCCUAUAUCGCGCCGGAACAGUUUUUGGGCAAACCAUACGAUGCACGUCUCGUAGACAUCUGGGCCUGUGGGAUUGUCUACUACUGUCUCCACUUCUCGGAGCUUCCAUGGCGCGCCGCCCAAUCUACCGAUUCACUUUAUGCUUCGUACCUCGCCGCGUGCUCCGCCUCUCCUGCCACGACCGCCUCUAACUCUUCGAACCCUUCUUCAUCCGGUUCGUCAGCCCACUCUUCCUCCAGCAACAACUCAAACUUCCCGCCCACCAUAUCUAACCUAUCUCCUCGGGCCUGUCGUUCUUUGUUGAGGAGGAUGCUGGAGCCGAAUCCGAAAGAGAGGGCUACAGUGGAAGAGGUUAUGAAGCAUCCAUGGAUGAAGGAGAUUGAGAUUUGUUGGGAGGUUGACAAGGCAAAGCACGUUCACGUCAAUGCUGUGAGUAUGGCUAGACAGAUGGAGAGGACAGAGAAGUUAGAGAGGGAUUGAUCGAUUGAAUCUACUUUUGUCUUGAAAGCGUUCUCCCUUUCAUCCCUCCGUCUCUUUGUUUUUCUGGGACCUGCUUGCGACCUCCUUGACAGAUACAAGUUGGUGUUCCUUUCCUGUUUUCCUUUUGCUGUCCCCUUUAUUCCUUUCCCUGUACCACCUUACUGCUUCGUAGUUACCCUGCAUGCAUGAGUCUGGCUCCAGCUGCUUCUAGUAUUCACCGUGUAUAUGUAGUCCACCAAGUAAUGACAAUGAACGUUGAUGUCACUUCACGUGGCACAAUAACCGAAGUAGGUUAGAA
Molecule: messenger RNA, 2258 nt
Organism: Marasmius oreades (fairy-ring Marasmius)
Lineage: Eukaryota; Fungi; Basidiomycota; Agaricomycetes; Agaricales; Marasmiaceae
Exons: 5
Coding region: 152-1960 (602 amino acids)
Biological process (GO): protein phosphorylation; intracellular signal transduction; intracellular monoatomic cation homeostasis
Molecular function (GO): ATP binding; protein serine/threonine kinase activity
Source: RefSeq, a predicted model, not a curated record